GUCCAUUGUCCCUACAGUCAACAACGGCCUCCCCCUCUUCUUCGUCCUUCUCCUCCUCUUCGCCUUCCUCUUCGUCUUCAUCGUACUUGAUCUACAUCCUUGCCCUGAUCCCUCCCCUCCUUCUUCUUCUCCACUCUCCCCUCCAUCCAGUCUCAUCCUCCAUCCUACCCCUCAUUCUCCUCUCUGCUCAUGCUGCACUCAUAGUCACUGUCUUUGUCCAUCACAGCCACAGCCGUAUCUGUAACACUGCUCAUACUCCCAAGACACAGCUCCCUCACCUCAUCCUCUCCUCUGCAGCAACUACCUCUCCCACCCAACCCACACCCAUGUCUAAGCUCAUCCACUCCUCUCCCUCUUUUUCAUUUUCUUCUCCUUCUUCUUCUUCUUCUUCUGCUCCUGCUUCUGCUUCCUCGUCCAAUCCUAUCUUGUCAGCAGAACAACCACCCUCCUCUGUCCCUUCUACUUCUACAAGUGUCUCUGCUCAAUUCGUCUUGGCCAUGACACCUAUCAAGGACCCAUUCACAGCCAACAUCAUCCACGACACCACCAAUACCGCCUUCGUCAAGACCAUGGCCCUCGUCGCCGAUGCUGGUGCAGACGCUGGUGCUGCUGCAGACGCUGCCUCCGUCCGAUCAUCUACUCCUUCUCUCCACUCUACUCCCUAUGCCUCUGCUCCUGCUUCCUCCUCCUCCUCUUCGUCAUCUUCAUCAUCAUCCAACAUACCCACAGCACCUCCAGCUAUGCGGCCAUCUUCAGUCGCAACCCCCACAGCAGAGUCUUCAUCCUCGCUCAGGGCACGGCCCUCAAUCGAUAUACCGCAGCCCCAAUCGCCCAUUGGACUUCACCAUGCGCUCGAUGGCAACUAUCCUGCAACUCCGAUCGCAAAACCCCCUAACACGACAAGGAUCCUCCCUCGUUCGAUCGAAUCCUGUGUGCAGGACACGCUGGCCAAGGAUCCACCCCAGACCUAUAGCCCUACACCUUACCAUCCAUCCGCGUUCAAUCAACAUCGCAUCAUGACACCGACCAGUCGUCUCGCAGAGACUGCAGUCGGUGUGCGCGAAGUGUCUAAAAAGAUUGGUCGGGCAAGGGUCAAAUGGGAGACACCAAAGACGGUGAUGAUUGUCACAAAGCCAGGCGAUGAGUCGCUUCUAAAAAUUACUCGAGAGAUCGCCCUCUGGAUGAUAUCCUGUCGCGGGCUCACUGUCUUUGUAGAUGAGAAAAUGAAGGAUCUUCCCAAGUUUAGAUAUCCAUCGUUUUUGAAGAGCUCCAAGUUAGGUUAUGACUAUACCCAGUCCUUGAAGUUCUGGACAGCCGAUCUCUGUGCACAGGAAGCUCAUUUGUUUGACUUUGCUGUCACUCUCGGCGGAGAUGGCACCGUUCUCUUUACCAGCUGGCUUUUCCAGCGAAUUGUCCCUCCCAUCCUGCCAUUCUCAGCUGGUUCGUUGGGGUUCCUCACACCAUUCCCCACUGUCGACUACCAGCAAACACUCAGCACCUGUCUAGAUCACGGAGUGCGCGUCAAUUUGAGGAUGCGUUUCAGCUGCACCAUCUAUCGCUGUCUUGAACAGAGGGAGGUCGAGACACGGAAAAAGAAGAAGCGAAAGGGCGUUCGACAAAGUAAAAAGCAUGGAUCGAGUAAUCAGAACAUACCUGAGGCUGACAGCGAUGACGACAGCGAUGCCAGGAUGCGUUUGCCCACUGUUCUCACUACGCCGACUGAAACCUUUGAGAUUUUGAACGAUCUUGUUUUAGACAGAGGGCCAAGCGCAAAUCUCAGUCUGCUGGAAUUGUUUGGCGAUGAGGAGCAUUUGACGACUGUGCAGGCCGAUGGCAUUGUGAUUUCGACACCCACAGGAUCGACUGCCUAUUCACUUGCUGCGGGUGGCCCUCUAACCCAUCCAGAGAUCCCUGCGAUUUUGAUCUCGCCUAUCUGUCCCCACACGCUGAGUUUCCGACCCAUGCUGCUGCCCGACUCGAUGGAGCUGCGCAUUUGUGUCCCUUUUGAUUCACGUUCGACUGCCUGGGCGAGUUUUGACGGCCGUGGACGAGUAGAGCUGAAACAGGGAGAUCAUAUCAAGGUGACAGCGAGCGUAUACCCGUUCCCGACGAUCUGCUCCAGCACGCAAUCAUCGGACUGGUUCCAUUCACUCUCGCGCUGUCUGCGGUGGAACGAACGGGAGCGACAAAAGGGAUUCACAGUAGUAGAGCACAGUCGACCGCGAAGAGCGCGGCAAUCCUCUGCAUCGUCUUCUCCUGGAGGAAAACCUAGCAGUGUUGCAGGUAACGGUGGUGCUGCACCUGGAGACAAUACCACACCUUUUCCAGACAAUUUUCCGGGAUCAAAUGGGACAAGUCAUAAUCCACAUCAUAACCAUGGACGCGGGCAUCAUGGACUCAUUCAUCAACGAAGUCAGAGUGCAGUGGAGGCGUCGCAUGUGAGUGGCAGCAGUAGCGCGGGUAGUUCGCGGGCAAGGCGGGCGGGUACGCGGUCCGGGGUGACGAGUCCUGUGGUAAGGAAGAGCAGUGGUGGUCAGAACGAUUAUUUUGAGCAACUGCAGUCGCCGCAUGAUACGGAUACGAUGCUGACAUGCUGGGGAACGGAUGAUUCGAGCGAGUCGGAUGAGGACGAGGAUGAGGAUAGUGAGAAGGAGUAUGAGAAGGAGGAUGCGGCGGAUGGGGAUGGAGAGUGGGAGGAAAGCUCGAGUAGUGAUGAUGAUGAUGAAUAUCCUGUCCAGGAUAUGGCGGGGGGCGCGGAUGAAAAGGGGCACCGAAUUGGCGCAACUGAUAAUACGGGGGAUGGUGGAGGGAGCGAGAGCGGCACGGUUCUGAACGAGACGAUACCGAAUGUGCCGAUUGCGCCCGCCGGCCUCGUUGGGGCACUUGCGAGCAAGCUAGAACAAGCAUCGCUGCAUAAGAGUUUUGGCGCGACCACCACCGCGACGGCCGCGACGACCGCGACGACCGCGACUACGACAACAAUAACACCAGCCAAGGAAGCGGAGAAGGCAGCUGUAGCCCAGACAUUCCGCUUUACCCCUUAAUAAACAUCCGCGUCCCCCGCGUGACAUCAUCAACUUUG
Gamsiella multidivaricata is the source of this 3082-nucleotide messenger RNA. Its product is annotated as ATP-NAD kinase-like domain-containing protein. The record is from RefSeq and is a predicted model, not a curated record. Gene Ontology annotation, biological process: NADP+ biosynthetic process; NAD+ metabolic process. Gene Ontology annotation, molecular function: NAD+ kinase activity. The coding region runs from base 327 to 3044 and encodes 905 amino acids. Lineage: Eukaryota; Fungi; Mortierellomycota; Mortierellomycetes; Mortierellales; Mortierellaceae. The transcript has 7 exons.